AUGUGUGUGUCGCCGGCGCCGGGCGUCUCUCGGUGUCUGGGCUUCGCCUCCUUGCUCGCCGGCUCGGGCUUCGGAGGGGCCACGACGCUCCCCGGCCGGGCGCCCUCCAUGGCAGCCAAGUGGUUCAAGGAGUUGCCGCUGACGCUGAAGACGGUGUCGGAGCGGGCGAAGCCCGGCGGAGGCGGAGGCGGCGGCGCCGGAGGAGGAGGAGGGGGCACGGGAGGAGGGGGCGGCCUGGCUAGCAAACUGCGCAAGAACUCCGAAGCUGGCGGCCCCGGGAUGCCCCCGCCGUCCGGCAAGAGCCGCAAGAACUCGGCCGCCGAGCUGGGCAGUUGCAAGGCGGCCGGUUCCGGUCCCGCCAAGGACAGUCGGUUGUCCCGCGACAGCAUCCAAGGGAUGCUCCAGGCGGCUGCCGGCAAGAGCCGCAAGAACUCCCGUGCCGCAGCCGCAGCCUCAGCCGCAGCCGCCCCCGAGGAGGAGCAGCCCCGCGGCUCGAUCAAGAGCACCGGCUGCAGCACCUACAUCAACCGGCUCAUCAAGGUGGACACCCAGGAGAAGAACGGGAAAAGCUACUCCAGUUCCAGCUCCAGCACCAGCUCCAGCACUUCUUCCUCCCCCUCCUCCCUGGGACCCGAACUGGACAAGGGCAAGGGGAUCAAGCAGCAAGAUACGGUGAUCAUUUUAGAAGACUAUGCUGAUCCCUAUGAUGCCAAGCAUACGAAGGGUCAAAGGGAUGCUGAAAGAGUAGGGGAGAAUGAUGGCUACAUGGAACCAUAUGAUGCACAGCAGAUGAUAACAGAGAUAAGGCGAAGAGGUUCUAAAGACCCCUUGGUGAAGGCUAUUCAACUGCUUGACAGCCCUUGCGAGUCAGGGGAGAAUGGCAUUAAAUCAGAGACUUUGACUAAAAGACGGAAUUCCAAAGACCUUCUGGGCAAACCCCCACAGCUUUAUGAUACUCCUUAUGAACCUGGAGAAGGACCCAAACCAGAUGUACAGGUGGGCACUAUACAAGAAAGGAAGAUGCGUUCCCCAGACAGCAGGCUUCCUGAAAAUGAUGAGCGACCAGCCGCAGAGUAUGAACAGCCAUGGGAAUGGAAAAAAGAACAGAUAGUGAAAGCAUUGUCAGUCCAGUUUGAGGGAUCGGAGAGACCUUCGAUCAAGGAAGAAACAGUGCGACAUCACCACAGGCAGAAGAGCUGGACCCAGAAGAUCCUGAAACCAGCACUCUCAGAUCACAGUGAAGGGGAGAGAGUGGACCCCGCUAUUUGUCUGGAAAAGCAGCCCUGGUAUCACGGAGCCAUCGCCCGGGCAGAGGCGGAGAGUCGGCUUCAGCCCUGUAAAGAAGCCAGUUACCUGGUGCGCAAUAGUGAGUCUGGGAACAGUAGAUACUCUAUUGCACUAAAGACCAGUCAAGGGUGCGUUCACAUUAUCGUGGCCCAGACUAAAGACAACAAGUACACCCUCGAUCAAACAAGUGCUGUGUUUGACAGCAUCCCAGAGGUGGUGCAUUACUAUUCCAACGAGAAGUUACCUUUCAAAGGGGCAGAACACAUGACCCUCCUGUACCCUGUACACAGUAGACUACACUGACUCCACCAGUGAAAGCCUGGGGCACCCGUUUCCCCCACGACAGCAGCACAAACUCGGCCCCUGGGUGGGCUGGACUUUUUCUCAGUUAUUGGUGUCUACUUUCUACAAGAAUUUUCAAGGAAGUAAAAGUCUUCAUUUUUAAAAAGAAUAAAUUAUUUGCCCCAAAUCUAGUCCUUAGCACCCACUUUCUUCUUCACUGAAGAGGAGAGCAGUAAGAAAUGAGAGUAAGUUCUCUGCCAUUGCCCAGAUGCCUAUACUAAAUAACACUUCCUCAGAAAGGAUAAGCAAAGACCCUAGCACAAAGCAAAAAGCAACAUCUGCCCCAUUUCAAUCACAGCUGAAGAAAGGCACCCAUUGCCAACAUCACUUUGUUGUGUAGUCCUCCUGCACUUGGGGAGGGACCAGCCAGAAAAAGACAGGGUACUUGAGCGCACACAUCACCAUGGGAUGGACCUUUGGGAAUGGAGAAACAGUACAAAAUGGAAAUUGGCCGGUAACCCUGGAAAAGGGAUCUCAAAAGAAGUUUUCUGAUAGGUUGUAAUUCAAGGAGAACUCCAAACUUGAAGGUUUGACAAUAGGUUUCUUUGGGAAUCAGCGUCCUAUCCCCCGUCUACCUUCUACUAAUGGAGUGUUUGCUCAAGAAUGUGUUUUCAAACCUGGCAUCUGUCCCAUGUGUGUAUAGCUGAGGAAAGAGGUAGGAAUCACCCCAGGUCUCAAUUGCUCUUGUAAUUAAACAUUAUUAGCAUUGUUCUGAAAUUGUAACAUAAAAUAAGGAGCAAAGGGCUUGUUAUUGCUGAAAAAAAUUUUUUUUAAAUUAAGUAGCCAAAUACUAUUUUAAAAAUGGAUAAUUUGUGAGUCUUUGCCUCAUUGGGGAAAAAAAACCCUAUUGCUAUGGGAUCUUUGUGAUUUGGGACAACUCGCCUAGAUUUGCUUUAUAAAAGUAGUACUUUGGGAUUUAACAGUAUAAGCUAAAUUGCUUUGAAAUUUUUUGUGUGUGUUUUUUUUAAGAGUUUGCCACUCUAUGCCUACCAGACUGAAUCGUAGUCUGUCUGCUAUGGUAUUUUAAAAUAAUUUUGAUUGUGUGUGUGUUUUUAACCUCAUAACAGGUUUUCUGUAAAUUUUAUUUCUCAUGCUCUUAAAUAAGGCUUUUGUGUUAUCUUUAUAGUAAGCCAUAAACUUAUAUUGCCAAUUUAUUUACUGUGAGAAAAACAUGGGGAUAACAGACUUACUGUGAGAAGAAUAAUAUUAUGGUAAGAGGCUCUAUAAUUAAAGCUGAGCAGCUGUUUCUGUAUUCUGGGGUUUACAGUUUAUUCCUAAAAAUGGUCUAGGUGCCUGCAAAAAGAUCCAAUGAAAAGUUAAUUUUUAUAGUCUGGGGAUUUUUUUUGUGUUUGAAAGGCCAGAAAAAUAUUAAUUUGUAUACAUUCUGAGGUAGGAAUAUCUCUGCAAUCACCAGUUAUUUUUCUAUUGUUAACAUUUCACUUCAUAUACAAAUUUUGGCCAAAGGGGCUAAUAUAUAAGUAUACCCUUGGUUUUAAAAUUCUGAAGGAAUCUUUUUGAUAAUACUUGUUUAUGUUGGUAAUCUUAUAACCUUUUUUUUUUUUUAAAGCAUAGGUUAGAACCUUUAAAACUGAGCUCAUUUUUAAGACCUCCACAGGUCAUCAUUACAUUAUGUUCCAUUUUAUCUAAGACCUUAUUCCGUAGUUAUUCUGUAAAUGGGGUCUUAAUGAAAUGUCCUAAUUUUAACAAAUGCCAAAACAUUGACAAAAGUUUACUUUGUGCACUAAAUGACUUAAAAACUUGGCACUACCAGCUACUGUGAUGAAUACUGAAGUAACAUUUUAAGGUAUAAAUUAGGUAUGUAGUUAAGCACUCAUAUUCCCAGCACUGUGCUUUUUUUCCUGGACUUUUAUUCAUUGUGUUGUUGUUCAGUUGUUUCAGUUGUGUCCGACUCCCUGUGACUCCAUUUGGGGUUUUUUUGGCAAAGAUACUAGAGUGGGUUGCCAUUUCAUUGUGAUGCCUAUGUAUUUCACUACAUUCAUUUAUAAAAAGCCAGAAGGAAAAAUGAGUUAUGUUCUUCUAAAAAGUGAUUUUUUAAAAUCCCUGGUGACUGGCAAGAGAGGAAUCUAUGGAAGAUGGUGACAAACCAGAAAGUUGAGUAAAUUGGGGGAUAGCAGUUAAGCUGCGCUUUAGAUUGUGACAAAAGCCUGAGAAUUCACAGCUGGGGUGGAGCCACAAAGUACCAUAUGUUCUAAAAACAAUUAGGCCCAGCAGGGUGUCACCUAAUGGCUUCCUUGUUAAGCUGCCUGGGCCAGCUGAUCUAAAGCUGUAUGAAAGCCAGAUAUUUAUUGUGAACUGGGGACUUAGGGGUUUGAUUAGUUUGUCUCAACUGCAAGCAUCUUAAAGUUUUAUUCACAUGAAUUAAAUUAUUUCCAGCAGGGGAAACAAUUUGUGGUGUUAUGAAGAGAUAGCGUUGUCAUAUAGAAUAUCCAGUUUUCAUAGUGUUUGGGACUCAUGUUUUCAUUUUGUUACUGAGAAAACAGGAGGCUGGGAGACAGUGACUUAUCUAAGAUCACACCUCUAGUUAGUAGGGGAAUUGCAACUAAAAUCCCAGAAUUGGAACAAAAAUCUGGCUUUCCUGGCAUGUUUCUGCAUUUCCUUGUACCCUACUGUCUCUAGGAUUUGAAUACAAUAUCCACUAAUUGUGUUUUAUGUCUCUUCUUCCUCCCUUAUUUCUUUUUGUGUAUUUCCCAGGCUACUGAGUUUUGAAGUUCACCAAACCAGUUCUUUCCCAUCACCUCCCUCACCUCCAGUUGAAAGCUUAUACUCAAAUACUUGGGUUGAUUGUUUUAAAAGGGCGAAUUUCUAAGAAACCUGGAAUAGUUAGCUGAUUGUUAUUUACAAGCACUAUUUUAAAAGUAAGGAUAGGGAAUCAUGGAAAAUUUUGAUAUGGGUGAACAAUAAAAACUUGCCCUGUUCCCUCUCCCCGCCCCCUUCUUUUUUUCCUAGCAGUUCUAAACAGAAAUGUUUCUUACAAGUAAGAUUUCUGAACAAGAAUCUCCUUCCUAACCGUUCAAAUUCUUCUGCUUUAGCAAGCAGCAGUUCAUUUAACUGUCUCCUUGGGUGGGGGAUAGGAGAGAAAGGCAUUCAGUCUGUAACUAUCACCAAAUUAUUUUUAAUUUUUAACAGGGAGAUAGAAAUUUAUUUGUUAAUUGGUAUACUGUUAGCUGUCUGUCUUGAGAAAGAGUCUGGCUUAUUUGAGGAUUGAGAGUUUGAGGGGGGUUUUGUUAAGUUUCAGAGUUUCAGAAGACUAAUUAAGAGAUUGUAAAGUUAGGUCUUUUUCAGUUUGUUUUUGGGGGUGGUUCUUAUGCAUUCAUUCAUUAGCCACUCUUUUAAUACAGGUUCCUUUAAGUGCCUUCUGCCAACAAAAAGGAUGGCCAUUUUUUCCCCCUCAUUCUAAUUAAGAAUGUUUUUUAGUUUCUAGGUCGUCUCACCAUCCCCAGGGUACUUUUGGCCUUUGACUAAAUUUCAGACACUGUUAUUCCCCUGUUCCACAUCUUGUUGUUUAAUUUACCUUAUGAUUUCCUGUAGCUGUAGUGACCAUAUGCUCCAGAUUUCCUGAAACUGUUCCAAUUUCAGGGGAAAAAAAAGUAUACUUUUAAUGAGACUUUGCAAAAGACAUAUCCUCUGUCAGACCCUGUGUCUCAGUUUUUGGUUGGGAAAAUGUGAUCACCAGUGUCUUUUUAAUGUCAUGAUAUCUCAGGGACCAUAUUUCUUGAUUAUUAAAAAUCAUUACCCAAGCUGCUAGUGGUUCAGUUGCCAGCUCCUCACCAAUACAUGAUGUCACUGGCUCAAUUGGCUAACUUAAAAAAUCUGGCCUGCUAUUUUCUUUGGAACCUGUAACGUUAUAAAGGAAAGAGUUGGGCUAAUACUACCAUCUCAUGGAAAUGAGAGCAAACUGCAGUGGGAAAAUUGAUGUGUUGGCCUAAUUCUUAUGGCUGACUGUCUGAACAAAGUGCCAUUCAGAAGAGAUAAUAUUAAUCCCCUUCAUUGUUUCCUAAUGAAUUACCGAAACCCUCUCCACGGGAGAAAGACUUGACAUGGUGCUGAUUACUGUAGCCACCUUGAAAUACCCUUCCCUCUCAAAGGAGAUUUGCAUCCUAAUAAACCUCUUUCCAUUUCAACCAGGGUUCCUGGGAUACUAUAGUGCUCAUCAUUGUUUAGGCUUGUAUAGCUUAUUUUUUGUAGUUCUAUUUUAAAUGAAAGUGCUGGUGAUUAUCAGAUAAUUGGGGCAGAUGUCUAAUUUUGCCAGAAUUCUUAAUUGUUCAGCUGUUUUUGUAAGGGGAACUUUGACAUUUUAAAAUAUCAGUUGAUAUAUAUAGGUUUAGCUUACAUUUUUUUGAAGAAUGUAUUUUAACCAACUGCCUAUCUUAUUAAUUUUUAAGUAUUUAUAAUACAGAAAUAUUUUGUACAAUUUCUGAAUGUAUUGUGCUAGCCAACAUAGGCUGCACAUCCCCCUGAAUUCUGUUUACCCUGAAAUGUAACUUAAAUAAAUGUCAUGUCAAACAAAUCAUAA
This is a messenger RNA of Vombatus ursinus (common wombat), 6163 nucleotides long. Its product is annotated as SH2 domain-containing adapter protein E-like. The transcript has 6 exons. Gene Ontology annotation, molecular function: phosphotyrosine residue binding. The record is from RefSeq and is a predicted model, not a curated record. Bases 1 to 1590 code for a protein of 529 amino acids. NCBI's taxonomy places the organism in Eukaryota, Metazoa, Chordata, Mammalia, Diprotodontia, Vombatidae.